This is a messenger RNA of Colossoma macropomum (tambaqui), 896 nucleotides long. It is a transcript of the gene diras1b, whose product is annotated as DIRAS family, GTP-binding RAS-like 1b. Gene Ontology annotation, molecular function: GTP binding; GDP binding; GTPase activity. NCBI's taxonomy places the organism in Eukaryota, Metazoa, Chordata, Actinopteri, Characiformes, Serrasalmidae. The record is from RefSeq and is a predicted model, not a curated record. The coding region runs from base 88 to 684 and encodes 198 amino acids. The transcript is spliced from 3 exons. Gene Ontology annotation, cellular component: plasma membrane. Gene Ontology annotation, biological process: signal transduction.
GCCUGCCGCAAUGCGGGUAGGAAGUAAAAUACUGUAGUGCUGAGGAUUCCUGUAGCACCAGAAGAUGAAUGAGAGCUUCAUACGACCAUGCCGGAGCAGAGUAACGAUUACCGCGUGGUGGUGUUCGGAGCCGGCGGAGUUGGGAAAAGCUCGCUGGUGCUGCGGUUUGUGAAGGGAACGUUCCGGGACACGUACAUCCCCACGGUGGAGGACACGUACCGGCAGGUGAUCAGCUGUGAUAAGAGCGUGUGCACACUGCAGAUUACCGACACCACCGGCAGCCACCAGUUUCCCGCCAUGCAGCGCCUGUCCAUCUCCAAAGGCCACGCCUUCAUCCUGGUCUACUCCAUCACCAGCAGGCAGUCUCUGGAGGAGCUCAAGCCCAUCUACCAGCAGGUGCUGGCCAUUAAGGGCAGUGUGGAGGGCAUCCCGGUCAUGUUGGUGGGCAACAAGAGCGAUGAGACUCAGAGGGAGGUCCAGACAGAGGACGGCGAGGCUCAAGCCCAGGCGUGGAAAUGCGCCUUCAUGGAAACGUCGGCCAAAACCAACCACAACGUCACUGAGCUCUUCCAGGAGCUGCUCAACCUGGAGAAGAAACGCUGCAUGAGCCUCAACAUCGACGGCAAACGCUCAAACAAACAGAAACGCACUGACAAACUGAAGGGGAAGUGCAGCGUCAUGUAGAGACGGAACGGCAGACACAACAAACCCCAGAGUGGUCAGAUUCGAGCCACUUUCAAAUCCUGGGACAGAUGUCUGAUACGUUGCCAUGCCGACUGUGACAAAACUGAUCAGAUCAGAAUUGAGCUUUUCGUGCUCCGCCUACAAAUGUGUUCUUCUGUAGCUUUACAGAACAAAGAAUUCGGCCCAAAGAGAAACUGUGGAACGCAGUGCUU